AUGACGACAAGUGGCAUCCUGGUUUCCAUCUGCAUACAGGCGCUAGUCGCUGCCUUCGUCACUCACCCGGCGCACGGUGCCAAUCCCGUGGUGAGCUCGGUGCUCCUGGUGAAGGCGUCGGACGGGUCCGACGCCGAGGCUUACUGCGUGUUGUACGUGCCCGCCAUCAAGGACAUCGCCAAGCGGGAAGCUGACGCUGAGUACCUGCCUCUGCUUAACGUGAUGAACGACACCGAGUGCGACUACGAGCGGCGUAGUUUCGAGGGCAAGGUGGUGCUCAUGGAGCGCUGCGACAACACCUCCAACGACGACAUCAUUCAGAAGGCCAAGAGUGUCAAGGCGGCAGCCAUUGUCAUGUCUUACAACGAGAAGCGACCGAUAAUGGAGACCAGCACCUACAUAAAGAAGCUGGACAUUAUGGUCGCUUUCGCCAAGAACUCGACAGGACGCAAAAUUGCGCGCUAUGAGGAGAAGCACGCGAACAGCACCGUGAUGGCCAAGCUGUUCACGCGCGCCACGGCCCUGGACUGGAGCUUCGUGAUCAUCUGGCUGAUCGCCGUCGGCACAGUCACCAUGGGAGCCUACUGGUCCGGCAUCACGCAGUGCGGCCUGUGA
Dermacentor silvarum is the source of this 615-nucleotide messenger RNA. RefSeq names its product signal peptide peptidase-like 2B. The record is from RefSeq and is a predicted model, not a curated record. Lineage: Eukaryota; Metazoa; Arthropoda; Arachnida; Ixodida; Ixodidae. Bases 1 to 615 code for a protein of 204 amino acids. The transcript is spliced from 5 exons.